UGGAACAGUGAUUACAAAUUUCCUUUUCUUUUCCGUUCGAGAUUGUUUAUUUAAUGAGGGAUAGUUAACCUGUCCGUCAAUUAGACUAAGCAUGUUUGUUCUUUAUUAAUAAGAUUAAUAUCUGUUUGUUCUCUUUUUAAACGUAAAUAAUUAUGAUUUGUUUCCCUCCUUUCUGUGGUACAAUGUAAAUAAUGUGUGAAUAUACAGUUGGUUAUCUAUUUGAAGUUCGUAAAUGCAUUAUCUACUCCCAAAACAAAUAGGAAAAGUCGGGACAAACGUUAUUUCGAUUCGAUAUUGUGUGUUAAUAUAGUAAAACAGAAACCGGUUCUCGUAUCUCCCGCUGGAGUGCAACGCUAGGAAGAGAAAGAUAUGAAUCUGGGUCCCUGCAUGGUCUGCUAUGGAACUAACCCAUGUAAAACCAUCAUGUUAACCAAGGACUUCCAUCCACAUUUCGGGAUCCAUAGGCGAAGCAUUUCGGAGUUGAACAAUCAGGUUCUGGAGCGACAAGCGGUUCUGAUCGGUCUGAGCAUUAAAUGGGUGACCAGAAAAGCUUAAGACUGGUAAUUAAUAUUACGGUGAUUACCGAGACCUAUAAGCACCACGACAUGUACAGUCUUAUUCAUCUUGGAAGCCUCUUCUUGUCUCUCUAUGUUUCCGGUACUCGUCACACAGAAGAUGCUCGGAAGAAAUUCCAACUUAUAGUCGCUAUAAACAGUAAACAGUGUUACACAAGCAGAUAGGAAACUCUGUAAACUGUUACAUAACAGAACUUAAGGGUGUCCCAAAAGAAACCAUAACCUGGCACCGGGGGAAAUACUCUCUUAUGUUGAGUAGACUCACGGCGAGAACUCUCCGCGUGAAGGCUCGGCGAGACUUGAAGAGAAAUAGGGGCACUGUUCACACUCACGAAACUCCAACACUCAGUUCAAAACUCUGCACCAAUCCUAAAAAUGCAUAUCUUUGUGACCUUCUUGAUUACACAAAUAAAACACGAAUAUGCAGUAUGAAACCAACACAGUGCAUUGAAAUCAGUGAUUGGGUAACUUGUUCUGGAGGUAUGCCACUUGGAUCCAGUGAUCAGUCUCCAGUGACUGAUUUAGAUGUUGACAUCCUUUUUGAAUGUGAAAUGGAUCCUCAUGAAGAUAGCAGUCCAAAUGUUACAACUUUAGAGUCAAUGGGACAACCUAUUGCUUGGAAGGCUGGAUCUCAUCUGGCCAUAGUCCUAAAAACUAACAUUGAGCAUCUCUCUGUGAUUGGAUUUCAAUUUGUUGGUGGAGAAUUUGUGAUAGAUCAUAACUUGCCAGUUGUUAGGAUACAAACCGUGCAAAUAUGUGGAGACCCUAAUAAAGCUGUAGAUGCAUCAAUGAGAAGCUUAAGAACUGACAUUCAGAACAAUCUUAAGAAUCCCUUAGAGUUUCAGUGGUCGGUCCAUGCAGCAUUACUAAGGAAACUAUCAAAAGUUGUUGACAUAAAGUCUGAAGUUAGAUCCACCACAGCUCAAAUGAAUGGGAGUUAUGAUUCACUGCAAGAAACCACAUCACUCAGUAGAAGAAGUGUCACUUUGGCCGAUGUCAGUGUCAACACUGGCAGGUCACUUUCCGCUGAAGAUGACACUGACGGAGAUAUAGUAGAAAAAAGUUCUGAUAUCAUUCAAAGUGAAGAAAAACCUAUAGAGCAAAUAGAGACUAUACGAGUAGACACAAAAACAGAUGACAAAGAUGUGGUUCUGGAGAAUGUAACUGUUGAGAUUCAACAUAAUAUUACUCCAAAGAAGUCCAGCUUAAAACUAGACCUCAAGAAAGGAACAAGCCAACUAUCCACAUCGUUACUAAACAUAUCAAGUCAAAUCAAAUCAGUGACAACUCAUAAAAGGAUAGUCAGUACUACUGGACCAAGAAAAGUAAUUCCUUUAGAAUCUACUUCAAAAGUUAAAGAUGAACAUAAGCCUAGCUCAUCACAGCAGAGCACUCCAAAGUCUGCAAAAACUUCCCGUCCAUUAGUAAAUACUAAAUCACCAAAUGUAUUGGUUUAUUCUGAUAGUUUAGUUGCUAGAGAUAAUUUAGAAGCGUCAUUGAAAAAAGUUUUGGACUGCGAUAGGUACACGGUGCAGAGCGUGUCCCGGGCGGCGCUGGAGGCGGGCGCGUGGCGGGGGCGCGCGGCGCUGGUGGCGGUGGCGGGGUGCGCGGGGCGGGGCGCGGCGCUGCUGCUGGCGCACCUGCUCGACGGCGGCAGACUGCUCGCGCUCUGCUCAGACCUGCUGCACUCAGUACUUCCCUACUACAAGACUGCCGAGGUACGAGAAAACGAAAUAGUUCAGUUCACAUACGACAAAUGGAAGUCCGUCAAAAUGAAACAUCACAUAUUCUGUUACCAAGCCUCGCCUGCAAAGAAACAGUUCUCCACAGAAAGUGAUAGACAAGCAAGUCAGGAAAAUAAUAUGACUCGGCCUUCUAAAUAUACCGGCCACCCUGGGCACGAGUUGGACAUACAAGUGUUAGCGUCGGAAGAGACUUGGCGCACACCGUCAUUGCUACAGGCCACCGAUUUGACUAAUAGUGGAAUUGCUAUAUUUUCACAGAUUCAUUUAGAAGCGGAUCCAAGCGACUAUUUGGGUGACGAAGCAGCCGAAAGUAACGUAGCUCGUUUGGGGAUAUUGCACAAGAUAUGCGGAGAGAUUCUAGGUUUGCACGUAAGAGAUCCGGCGGAAUUCAAACAAGUCGAAUACACCAGAGGAUUUUUCCUCGGGAACCAUGUUCACAAGUUGUCGCAAGUGGAGCGCUGGUGUCCGGCGGUGGACGGCGGCGCCCGCGUUCAGCAGUUGGGGGAUCUCGAGGUGCAGUGGUGCUUGAGAGGGGAAGCGCCCAGGGAACCCCCCUCGGAAAAUUUCUUGCCAGUCCACGUCUACGAAUGUCCCGAAAACUUCUCCACCGUCGAGUACUUUGACAAUCUGAGUAGCCGGUGCGUGGGUCGGCUGGUGGUGUACGCGGAGGUGAUGUCGUCCACGAUGCGCGUGACGUCACAGCCGCUCGCGCACGGCGCGGGGGCGGUGGCGGGGAGGCAGGCCGCCGCGCGGGGCAGGGGGGGGAACACCUGGCUGUCACCGCUCGGACAGGCCUCCAUAUCCGUGCAGAUAUGGCACAAGAUGUCUCCGUCGACGCCGCUGGUACAGCACGCGGCCGCCCUCGCAGCGGUACAAGCCAUACGAUGCCAACCGAACUACGAAAACUUAGACAUUAGGAUAAAAUGGCCUAAUGACAUCUACUACGGCCGGGAUGUCAAAAUAGGCGGCACCAUCACCACAGCGAACUGCAUGGGCGAUGACGUCAUCCUCAACAUAGGGACCGGUGUGAACAUAUCAAACAAGGUGCCGACGACGUGCGUUAACGACAUCAUCGAGGAGUACAACGAGGCGCACGGCGCGGCCCUGGCCCCCAUGUCCAUAGAGAAGUUCCUAGCGCGCUACUGCACCCAGUUGGAGCGGACCUUGGACCAGCUGGCGGCCGAUGCGGGCAUCGAGGCCUUCUUGCGGCUGUACUACGAGUACUGGCUUCACACCGGGGAAGAGAUCCGCGUGCAUACCGACGACGGCUCAAGCCCUGUCGUGGGCACCGUCAUUGGUGUGGACGAGGCGGGUUGGCUGCUGGUCAACACCGCGGCCGGCGAGACCAAGCUCGCCCCCGACGGGAACACGUUUGACAUGAUGAGCGGCCUGAUAGCUCCUAGACUGUAACUGCAACAGUGCUGCCAUCUAGGCACCGCGAUAAACACUAUAAAUUAGGACUGGAGUUUUAGUGCGGAAACUACUAUUCGAAAUACGAAUAGAAAGACAUAAUGCGUAAUUUAGUGUUGUGCAAUUUUGGGGUCAGUCGACGAAUUGUAUUUAUUUAAUAUUCAUUGAUAUUAAUAAUUAUAUAAUUCAAUGAUAAUUGCAUUUAUAUUUAGAUUGUUUUCUUAUCUAUAGAUGUAACAGUCUUGUUUCUAGUCGGUGAAACUGUUGAUGCUAUGCAGCAUUGAAUCAUUAACUACUACCUUAUUCAUUUACACGCAUUUUCUGUAUGUUUUCGCGUAUAUUAAUAUAUACACGCUUAUGACGUCUAUGAAAAAUUGAUAUUUUGUGUUUAGUUAUCGUAUGCCUUACUGAACAAAUAUAUGGAGAAUUUCAAUCGACUUGAUAAUUCAUUCACAAAAUUUAACUUAAUCAAACAUAAUUUGUUUCCUUAAUCAUGGUCUACUACUAAUCAGGUCUAUACUUCGAAAUUACAUUAAAACUUGACGAAAAUUAUCCACAUAAGUCUCAACAAGUUGUUUGAUGUUCGAUAUUUAUUAGAAAAAAAAAAAUAGAAAGUAUAUUCUUUAGAAUCUAGUUAAAACGUAAAUAAGGCCGCCCACACUCUACGAGUUACUAGAAUACUGCGUUAUUAGCCAUAUUAUGUAAUAAAUAGAUCAACAUAUAAACUUUACAAGUGCUAAUGAUAAAAUCAUAGAAAUAGAUAAAAUCGUAGAACGCAAAGAGUAGAAAAAAAUGUUCCAUAGGGUUAAAUAAUAUUUAUUAAUAAGUAUAAUUCACAAUGAUUCACAUUGAAUAACAGAUCUUUUCGUUUUUAUAUAAUAAUAAUAAUUUCAGGUAACCAUAGAAAUGAUUAAUUUUAAUACUAAAAGAAAAAUUUGGAUUCUACUAUAAUUAAGCAUCAUUGAUAAUGCGAAACAUUAGUAUCCAAAUAAUUACAAAUGGAAGAAAUCUUUAAAAUGCAUUUUAGUUCCUAUUUAUAUAUUAUGUGCUUGUGUUAACAUUUGAGAAGCACAGUUGUUGUUAAUGUGAAUAGAAACUGCCUUUAUCACUGAACUGAACAAAAGCCGCAUCACUGCCGGGAACUAUCCGAGACAUUACACGUGCGUCUGAAUUAUUUGACGAAUACGUAUAGUUGUUUAGUGAAUAGUCAAUUAAAUUGCGUUCAACGAACGACGAUUUGCACAAUUUUUGAUUUUGUCUCUGUCUAAUCAUUAUGUAAAGGCAACGCAAUUUGGAAGGGUAAUGGUGAAUUUGAGAACAAAAAUUAUAAAUGGUCUAUAUAUAAUUCUUUUAAAGCAUUUUCGUGCAUUUAAAUAUGUAUAAUGUAUGACAUAAAAUUUGUUGGCAGUUAGCUUAGUUCUGCAUUUGGUAUUGUUGAGGUCUAUGAGCGACUGUAAUCACUCAUCUUCAGAUGGGCCGUAUACUCGUCUGCUUACAAGGACAAUACAAAAAAAAAACAAGAAAUCAAUAAUAAUUAAUACCAAACCAGUGGAUCUCUAAGUUACGAACGAUUCAUAUAAAGAAGGCGCGAAAUAUUUUUUACAGUUUCGAAAACCAAUCCAUUAAUGAUUAAUUGCUUAUACUACAAUGAAACAAUAAUUUCAUAUCACACAAUAUUGAUAAUUUAUUAUAAUUAAUGGUAAUUGCCUAAUAUCAAGGGACGUUUGUGUUGAUAGUGAUGAUGUUUAUGUGUUUAUCUAAAAUAUUGAAUUAGGUCAAGUUUUAUCUGAAAUUUGACCGAAGGUUAAAUUGUGAUUACAUAUAAUAUUUUCUUGUAUCAAAAUGUGCCUAAACAUCCGGAUUUUGUCAUUGUUUAAUAUAAAUUUAGGAUGCUUUUGCAUUUUAUAAUGUAUCUGUAUUAUUAUUAUCUAAAUUUUAAUAGUAUCAAAUAAUAUCUUGUAGAUGAAAUUUUAAUAAUACUAUACAUAAGAAUUGUUAUAAAAAAAAUAAUUGAUUAUUGAUUAUUAAAAAUGGAAUAUUUUGUACACCCUGUGUUGUGUGGUGUAUCAAAACCGUUUUAGUCCGUGAAGCUAGUCUAUGGACUUUUGUUCAAGAAAAAAAAAUCUGUUUUAGCUGACAAGUUUGUAAUGUACAGGUUGGACCGAUCCUACAAUUUUGUGUCUUGUAGUGUUGGAAGUAUUGUAAGGGGUCGGUAGGUACCUCCUGCUGCCCAGUACUUGUGUAUUAUUGACUUGACUGAGACCUGAUAUAAGGUCUCGAAGGGGGUGGCUGCAAUCACGCUGUGGUAAGAAUAAAUCCCCGUAAACACUUAAUAUCAGGUGGAUAGCGAGUUGGACCACCCGUUUACGCAAUAAAAUGGAAAAUAAUCAAAUAAAAUAAUAAAAAGACAUUCCGUUAACUAGAGUAGCAAAAUCGUAUCUGUAUAAAAUAUAAUCGAUCCUUAAAAUUACGCUACGUUAAUUUUUAUUACCAAAUAAAUUUAUAUAUAUUUCAAUAUUUUUAUCUUUAAAAACAAUAAAAAUUUCAGUUUUCAUACUGAGAAAACUUACAAAACUGUUAUUAUUAUAGCAUAAACUUUUAACUUCAAUUUUGAAAUUCUUAAAAAGUAUAAAACUAUGAUACGAUAAUUGUUAUUAUUAUUUGAAUUUUAGAAGAUCUUGUUCUAGUCAUUUCGCUGUUGUCACGUGGUUAAUAUGAUUAGUCGUUGUAUAUUUAGAUUUAAGCUGUUGUACUUCUUGUUACAUUUUCUGGUUGUAUUCUCACGAAAUAAAAGAAUCUUUAAACAAA
Messenger RNA from Bombyx mori (domestic silkworm), 6538 nucleotides. It is a transcript of the gene Hcs, whose product is annotated as biotin--protein ligase. Gene Ontology annotation, molecular function: biotin--[biotin carboxyl-carrier protein] ligase activity. The record is from RefSeq and is a predicted model, not a curated record. Gene Ontology annotation, cellular component: cytoplasm. Gene Ontology annotation, biological process: protein modification process. The transcript is spliced from 19 exons. NCBI's taxonomy places the organism in Eukaryota, Metazoa, Arthropoda, Insecta, Lepidoptera, Bombycidae. Bases 824 to 3730 code for a protein of 968 amino acids.